AUGGCAACCACGGCGGAAGAAAUCAGCGGGCUGCUGAGCGAAAACGAGCAGGCUCUGAUCGGGGAGCUGCAGGGAAAGUAUGACUUUAUAAAUUUCAACGAAAUGAAAAAUUACAAAGAGAAGAAAUUCCACCAUGAGUUAACACUGGAAGUGCAGAAAUUUAUAAACAAUAAAAAUGUUCAUAUGAAGGACAAGUUCAGACUUUUCUACACGUACUUGUCCCCCCUGAUGAGUAAAUUAAAAAAGACGAUAUACGCGGAGUUGCUUUACAUCGUGACGGCAAACUUUGACGCAAACUGGACAAUCAGCUAUUUGAAGGAAUCAGAAAAGCACCUGGAAAAUGACAAAGACGCCAUAAUCAUAUAUAGGUGUAUCCUCAUACUGAAGUAUAUCGAGUUGGGAGAUUUUAAAAGUUGCGAAAAUGAAAUAGAGAAUACAAAGAAUCUCCUCCAAGGGGUUAUCGGUUUAAAUGUAGUGGCACAUAAAUUCUACAACUUUGCUAUCAUGAAUUAUUACAAGGUGUUAAGUAAAUCGGAUUUGUUCGUUAAGUAUGCCUUGCUCUACUUAGCAUAUACCCCUCUGAACGAUUUAGACGAGGCAGAGAAAAUCGAUAUAGGUACCCACAUUUGCAUGCACUCGAUAAUCAGUGAAGAUGUAUACAACAUAGGGGAGAUCAUCCAGCUGCCACUCAUUAAUGUGUGCUUAAAAAAUAACGAACAGACCAACUGGCUAUAUCAGCUAAUUUACAUUUACAACGAAGGCAACAUUGAAGUCUUCAACCAAGUGGUACAAAAAUACGAGGCGAAUAUUAAAAAUUCGCUUUUAAAGGAUUAUGAAAGAAAUAUGCUUAAGAAAAUUACCCUCCUAGCGCUCAUGGAUCUAGCUUUUAAAAAAAAAAAACAAAGAUCAGACAUUUCGUUCGAAGAAAUUGCACAGCAUUGCAAAGUGGAUGUGAAUGAAGUGGAAAAAAUGCUCAUCACGGCGAAGAGCAAAAAUAUCAUUACGUGUCAAAUUGACGAAAUUCAAAAGUCAGUUAAGAUUACUUGGGUGAAGCCACGUGUGCUCAAUGAUGAAAAAAUUUUUUUCAUGAAGGAGAGCAUAGACAAGUGGAUCACGCACUCGAAGAACCUGCUCACCUACAUGGAGGACCUCUCUGUCGAGCUGUUAAUAUCGUAG
Messenger RNA from Plasmodium coatneyi, 1176 nucleotides. RefSeq lists its product as uncharacterized. Lineage: Eukaryota; Apicomplexa; Aconoidasida; Haemosporida; Plasmodiidae. Gene Ontology annotation, biological process: ubiquitin-dependent protein catabolic process. Gene Ontology annotation, cellular component: nucleus; cytosol; proteasome regulatory particle, lid subcomplex. Gene Ontology annotation, molecular function: structural molecule activity. The transcript has a single exon. Bases 1 to 1176 code for a protein of 391 amino acids. The record is from RefSeq and is a predicted model, not a curated record.